CGUUGGAGCGAAGGAGGCGUCGGAAGAAACCAGCAAGGACAAUGCAGAAACAAUAUUAACUGAAUUGUCCGCGCCUUGAUGCUCUGUUGUCUUUUCCGACUCCGAAAGCCACACGCCCCAGCCAUCAUCAUCAUCAAAUCAACAGAAGCUUCUUCAUCUUUUGUUUUCCUUUAACUUUAAGCUAUCACUAAUCAGAUCUCCAUUCUUUUUUCUCUAUUUAUUGUUUCUUCCCCCAACCUUUUGGCAUGCUCGCCUCCAAUUCUGGUUCGGUGCUCCCUACUAAAGCCCCUUUACUUCCUCGCAACCCCUGUCUUUUUCGCUUUGGCACUGCUUUCUUGGAUCCACGGGCUCGAUCCAGACCCACCGUCCUUGAUACGCAUAAGCUUUCCCUCAAUUUGAUCAGAAUGGAAGUGCUCCGGCGAUUAGGCGGAGGUUGCUUCAAGAACCCCAACGACAAGGGUUUAAAGGUGGAGGCUGAUAGUGGUGGGGAGGAUUUCUUCGAUGUUUCCGCAGGCGUGUCUAAGCCAGCCUGCGAGCACCUUGUAAUCAUGGUUAAUGGGAUAAUUGGGAGUCCUGCAGAUUGGCGUUAUGCAGCAGAGCAGUUUGUGACGAAGCUUCCAGAUAAAGUUAUUGUUCACCGCAGUGAAUGCAACUCUUCAAGAUUGACAUUUGAUGGUGUUGACAAGAUGGGUGAGAGGCUAGCUGAAGAGGUACGGUCUGUUGUUAGACGUUGGCCAGAGGUGCGAAAGAUCUCCUUUGUGGCUCAUUCUUUGGGGGGUUUGGUGGCCAGAUAUGCUAUUGGGAGACUUUAUGACUAUUCUUCAACAUCGAGGCCUGUAGGUACAAGUGCAACCAGAAAUGACUUUGGUGAAGAGCAAGCAGAAUAUUCAAAACAAUGUCUUGAGCAAUGUUACGAGGCCACAAUUGCUGGUUUGGAGCCAAUGAACUUUAUAACAUUUGCAACGCCACAUCUUGGUUCAAGAGGACAUAGACAGCUUCCCUUUCUUUGUGGCCUUCCUUUCCUUGAGAGAAGAGCAUCCCAAACUGCACAUAUAGUUGCAGGGAGAUCUGGGAAGCAUCUCUUCCUUGUGGAUAAUGAUGAUGGAAAGCCUCCUCUUCUCCUGCGUAUGGCUGGCGAUUCUGAUGACGUAAAGUUCAUAUCAGCUUUACGUGCAUUUAAGCGCCGUGUGGCAUAUGCAAAUGCAAAUUAUGAUCAUAUGGUUGGAUGGCGUACAUCAUCAAUUCGGCGUCAACAUGAACUUCCAAAGGCCAAUCUGCUUGUAGUAGAUGAGAAAUACCCUCAUAUUGUAUAUAGUGAAGGGGAGACUGUUAAAGACGAUCACAAUCCCAAUAAAGCAUCUUCUGCUAUCAAUGACCAAUCAACUGACUUGGAAG
Messenger RNA from Neltuma alba, 1395 nucleotides. RefSeq names its product putative lipase YOR059C. The transcript has 8 exons. Lineage: Eukaryota; Viridiplantae; Streptophyta; Magnoliopsida; Fabales; Fabaceae. The annotation marks the transcript as partial. Gene Ontology annotation, biological process: lipid metabolic process. The record is from RefSeq and is a predicted model, not a curated record.